UUUAUUCCAUGUACCUACCAACGUUGUUGUUUCUUUUCUUAAACUCUCCAACGUUUCACUUUACUUUGUCUCACAACCUUUCAUCUCUAACCCUUAUUUUCUCUCAUUUUCCUUCUCACUAAAAUAUGAGCAAGUUGUGGGUUUUUCUCACCCAACUUAAUUCCAUUGCUGGGCCAGUGUUGAUGUUACUAUAUCCUUUGUAUGCUUCUGUUGUAGCUAUUGAGAGCACAUCUAAAGUAGAUGAUGAACAAUGGCUUGCUUAUUGGAUCAUUUAUUCGUUUCUCACUCUUAUGGAAAUGGUUCUUGCGUCCCUCUUAGAGUGGAUACCAAUUUAUUAUACUGCGAAAGUAUUUCUGGUGGCAUGGCUAGUUUUGCCACAAUUCAAAGGUGCUGCUUUUUUGUAUGAAAGAUUUGCACGACAGCACAUAAGAAAAUACAUCACCCCCAAGAAAGUGAGUUUAUAGUUUAUGAUUCUUGAGGCAUGAUGAAGAUGAAGGAAGGAUGGUGAUGAUAUUGCUAAGGAUGAGUUAUGGUUGACGACUGAAUUACUUAGAUACUUAUAAACUAAUUAAUACCAAUUAAUUGGGUUUGUUUUAAUAUUAAUAUGAUGUAUGGCUUUUGCCACAGUUUCAAAUUCUGGCAUUGUUGUUUUACAUGACCAUGUUAAGUAAAGUUAAUUACUCUUUCGUUUUCAUUUGUUGUUGGAUUAAUAAUAAACGGUGCACGGUGCAUUCCGGUAAGAGUCUCGCAUCUUAUUACGGUCUCAACAUGUACUUAUAACUGGAUAAUUCUUAUUCUACAAAUUAGUUUUGCAGGGUUGAGUUAGAUCUAAUUAUAUUUCUUAACAUAGUAUUAAGAGUAUCGUUUAAGAUCCGGGGAACCAUCUGCCAUAAAAUUGUGUCACUAUUGUGUUAAGAUUCGGUGGACAAACUACAAUAAGGUUGCCACUAUUUUGUUAAGAAUUUAAGUGAUUUUGUAGAAUUUAGUUAGGACCAAUUACAUUUCUUAACCCAUUCAAUUCAAUAACGAGAGGAAGUG
Vicia villosa (hairy vetch) is the source of this 1038-nucleotide messenger RNA. Its product is annotated as HVA22-like protein e. NCBI's taxonomy places the organism in Eukaryota, Viridiplantae, Streptophyta, Magnoliopsida, Fabales, Fabaceae. The record is from RefSeq and is a predicted model, not a curated record. The transcript has 4 exons. The coding region runs from base 126 to 464 and encodes 112 amino acids.